This is a messenger RNA of Lymnaea stagnalis (great pond snail), 9385 nucleotides long. The record is from the annotation of a GenBank genome assembly. NCBI's taxonomy places the organism in Eukaryota, Metazoa, Mollusca, Gastropoda, Lymnaeidae.
CGCUAUUCUCUGAAUCCACCGCCAUCUUUUUUUUGUUUUUGUUGCUGGUAAAGGUAUAGCAUAUACAUCAACCCUGUGCAAGACUGACGGCAGCAGUGUGUCCAUCAUAGAGGACUUGGGAGGUUACCGGUGCAUCAACACAGCCGCCCACGAACUGGCACACAGGUGAAGUAAAUAGAAUAAGUUGUGUAGUCCAUCCAUGGGGUUGAGUUGGGUCACAUAAGAAGUUGUAGUCUAUCCAUGGGAUUGAGUGGGACAUAGCAGAAGUAGUAGUAUAUCCUUUGGACUGAGUGAGCCGAAGAAAUAGUAGUAGUCUAUCCUUUGGACUGGGUGGAUCACAGAAGUCGUAGUUAUCUAUCCAUUGGUUGAGUUAGCCACAGAAGUAGUAGUAGUCUAUCCAUGGGAAUUAUAGACGUGUAGUGUUAUAUAUUAAUUUCAUAGCAUAGUUUUUUUUUGUAUGGUUAGAUUAGUUAUCAUGACUGUGUACUUACUGGUUAAGAUUAGUUAUCAUGACUAUGUACUUACUGGUUAGAUUAGUUAUCAUGACUGUGUACUUACUGGUUAGAUUAGUUAUCAUGACUGUGUACUUAGUGGUUAGAUUAGUUAUCAUGACUGUUUACUUAUUGGUUAGAUUAGAUAUCAUGACUGUGUACAUAUUGACCUUAUUAUUGCUGGAGUAUUUCGUGAUUGUUUUAAUCAGGAAAUGUGUUGGCUGUUUUAGAAUACGUGCAAUUCUUUAUAAGAGAUUGACAUCAUCUCCAUGGCAUCAUAGAAUCCCACCGUUGAUGAAUUCAUUUUUGUACCAAUGUGUCGUAUUUUAUUUAUUAUUUUAAAAUAAACAAAAUUACUGUAAUAUGUGUGGUGUUAAAAUAUAAAAUAAUUUUUUUUUUUAAUGGCGGGGUAACUCGAGUAUCGAGUACAUUUUAGAUGUAGUAACAUUGAAUGACGGUAAAGUUUAAGCGUCCCUCUCAGCGCUGCAUGGAAAGAAUACAUUGCGCCGUAUUAACUAUAGUAUAAGUGACAUAAUCAUUUUUACCUGUUUAAUGACGAUUUUUCUUGUGUUUAUUCUCAAGUGCCACACCCCUCUCCCCAUCUUUUUUUCUUCUCCCAAGGCUCGCAACCUCACAUUUGGUCCCCCCCCCCAGAACUAUAUUAACAUUCUAAUAACCCACCCAACCCCAAAAGCCAAGGCUCGCAACCUCACAUUUGGUCCCCCCCCAGAACAGUAUAAGUGACAUAAUCAUUUUUACCUGUUUAAUGACGAUUUUUCUUGUGUUUAUUCCCCAGUGCCACACCCCUCUCCCCCUCUUUUUUUCCUCUCCCCACACCAACCAAGCACUCUCCCCCCCCCCAGACAACCCACCCCCCACACAACCUACCUCCCCCCACAACCCCCACCACACACACACUCACCGUGAACCCGAACAUUUCAGCCUGUCCGCCCAGCACGAUAGUGAAGGCAAUUCAUGUAGCUUCUCCCAACAGUACAUCAUGGCGGCCUCCAACGCACAGCUGACGCCCACCACACAGUACAACCCUUGGCAGUUCUCAAGCUGCAGUGUUGGGUAUUUCACAUCCUACAUUCAAACGCUGAUGCUCACUUCGUAAGUUCAAUUUUUUUUUUCAUUUUGUUGUUGUUUUUAACUAUUUGAGCUGACCAUGUUUUCACCGGUCAGAAUAUAAAGCAAAGCCAGUCUUUCUAUCAAGUUUUCAAUAACUUCAUCUGAUCAAUGUCUAUAUGUUUUGGUUUCUUUAACUACAAUAAAAAAUCUUGUAUCUUUGAUUAGCGAAAUAGCUGUACGAUUGUACUUAGCUUGGUCUCAACAAGGCAUAACUUGGUCUCAACAAGGCAUAACUUGGUCUCAACAAGGUAUAACUUGGUCUCAACGAGGCACACCUUGGUCUCAACGAGGCACUACUUGGUCUCAACGUGGCACAACUUGGUCUCAACGAGGCACAACUUGGUCUCAACGAGGCAUAACUUGGUCUCAACGAGGCAUAACUUGGUCUCAACAAGGCAUAACUUGGUCUCAACAAGGCAUAACUUGGUCUCAACAAGCCACACCUUGGUCUCAACGAGGCACACCUUUGUCUCAACGUGGCACAACUUGGUCUCAACGAGGCACACCUUGGUCUCAAGGAGGCACACCUUGGUCUCAACGAGGCAAAACUUGGUCUCAAGGAGGCACACCUUGGUCUCAACGAGGCAUAACUUGGUCUCAACGAGACACAACUUGGUCUCAACGAGACACAAUUUGGUCUCAACGAGACACAACUUGGUCUCACUGAGACCUAGAAAUUAGUUAGCUCUUCCGUUUAUCGAUCAUUUAAAAGUAUUAGUUCAAUUUCUCAAUGGACGCGCCGAAGAUGGCGACAUUUCAGUCAACAGAUGCCGUUCAAUAGAUGCGCAGCCAUUUUCCACAGAGUAAUUCCACACUCUUCAUCUGACAUGUGCUUCCAUUGCUUUUCUCUUGCUAAAACAAGUUCAAACAACCGCGGUAUGGGUCAGUGCGUUUGCUUAUAAAACAUUACAGAGUUAUGCGCAGUAUCAUGUUGCCGCGGAUAUUUUUGGCAACUUAAUUCUUGUCUAAAGUCGCAGCAGCCAUCGUAGCAGAGGUCAUAGCAGUCGUCGUAGCAGAGGUCAUAGCAGCCGUCGCAGCAGCCGUCGUAGAGAAUGUUAAGGCCUCGCUCAACCUGUUAGUCAUAUCUGCUACAUCUUCUCAUCUCUUUGGUGUAAUUUUCCUUCCAUUUCGACGGGCGCUCUCUUCGGAUCUGUUUUGUUGUGUUUCAGAAUCAUAUAAAGUUGUAAACUGUGCAUUAAAAAACUUUCUUUGUGUUUAACGAAACAAUUGGGGUCGUGCAUAUAGCGUAAAUUAAAUGAUUGAAAAAAUGUCUGCAAUUUUUAAAAAAGGAGUUUUUUGGUAUUUUUCUAUUUCUCUUUGUUUGAGUCCAAAUUCACUUAAUUUUUUUUUUAUUACACAUUGCCAAUUGUAUAGAUAUUUGUACGUUUUUAGACGGGGACAGACGUGUCUGACAGGUCGUCUGCCCAUUGACAACAGCAUCCCUGAUGUCAGCGGUCGUUUGCUAGGACAACAGUACUCGCCCGAUCAACAAUGUCAGCUGAUCUAUGGGAGCCGAUCUUAUUAUUGCAGGGUGAGUUCUCCCAAAAACUGGUACUGUCGGUCAAACGGUUGAAGUCAGGGUGAGUUCUACUCUGGGUUAAAUGGAUGAAGUAAGAGUGAUUCUACUGUGGGUUAAAUGGAUGAAGUAAGGGUGAGUUCUACUGUGGGUUAAAUGGAUGAAGUAAGGGUGAGUUCUACUGUGGGUUACAUGGAUGAAGUAAGGGUGAGUUCUACUGUGGGUUACAUGGCUGAAGUAAGGGUGAGUUCUACUGUCGGUCAAACGGUUGAAGUCAGGGUGAGCUCUGCUGUCGGUGAGUUCUGUAACAAACGUCUAUGGUUUUGUUUUCCCUUUUAAAUAACAUUAACUACGCACAAUUGAACCAUCGGCUUUGAAAGUAGGGAGCCAAAGAUUGACUACGUACAAUUCAACAAUCGGCUUUGAAGGUAGGGAGCCAAAGAUUGACUACGUACAAUUCAACAAUCGGCUUUGAAAGUAGGGAGCCAAAGAUUGACUACGUACAAUUCAACAAUCGGCUUUGAAGGUAGGGAGCCAAAUAUUGACUACGUACAAUUCAACAAUCGGCUUUGAAAGUAGGGAGCCAAAGAUUGACUACGCACAAUUCAACAAUCGGCUUUGAAGGAAGGGAGCCAAAUAUUGACUACGUACAAUUCAACAAUCGGCUUUGAAAGUAGGGAGCCAAAGAUUGACUACGCACAAUUCAACAAUCGGCUUUGAAGGAAGGGAGCCAAAGAUUGACUACGUACAAUUCAACAAUCGGCUUUGAAAGUAGGGAGCCAAAGAUUGACUACGCACAAUUCAACAAUCGGCUUUGAAGGAAGGGAGCCAAAGAUUGACUACGUACAAUUCAACAAUCGGCUUUGAAAGUAGGAGCCAAAGAUUGACUACGUACAAUUGAACCAUCGGCUUUGAAAGUAGGGAGCCAAAGAUUGACUACGUACAAUUCAACAAUCGGCUUUGAAGGUAGGGAGCCAAAUAUUGACUACGCACAAUUCAACAAUCGGCUUUGAAGGAAGGGAGCCAAAGAUUGACUACGUACAAUUCAACAAUCGGCUUUGAAAGUAGGGAGCCAAAGAUUGACUACGUACAAUUCAACAAUCGGCUUUGAAGGAAGGGAGCCAAAUAUUGACUACGCACAAUUCAACAAUCGGCUUUGAAAGAAGGGAGCCAAAGGUAAAAAACUGCCUCACAAAAUCGCGUGACGGAUUUGAUCAUACCACCUAUGCUAAACUUAACAUAUUCUAACGUUCUACCAUCUUGUGCAUUACCUGCUGGUGUGGGAAGUCCUCGCUUCUCACCAAAAAAAACCGACUAAACAGAUUUGUCAAGAUAACAAUUCUUAUAACUCCAACAAAAGUACAUUUGCGUGAAGAACUAUCGGAGGCAACUUUUAUUUGUAAAAAUAUUAUUUUUUUAAAAAGGGUUGGCGUAUGCAUCCCAUCCUCUUCAUCUCAAGAACCUAAGAUUAGCUCGAUCAGUGGGAUUUCUUUCCCUCAAAGAAGGGACCGAAAGAUACAAACAUUUAUUUGUUCACCAUUCUAUCAGAACUUACAAGCGCUCUCCGCCGGCCUUUACCAAACUUACUAAAUCUAUCUUCAAGUCAAUAUUGUCAGUAACUGAGUGAAGUUCCAUGCUAAAUGAUGGCUGACCUUUGAGCUUGAGGAAUACUUUAGAUGUCCUGGGUUAAAUUGUUCUAGUUAAAACAUUGUUUGCUUUUGUAAGAAUAUUUAUGUUUGUGCUGGAAAUGAAGAGGUACAUUGGCACAAGAACAUUUCUAUUUAUUAGGAUAAAUACAAGAAUUUUAUAUCUUUGUUAAGCCUAACAUAUCAAACCAUCCACGUUGUCUAACAUGUCAUUCAUCAUGUUAGACCUAAGUAUCAUUCAUUAUGUUAAACCUAACGUAUUAUUCAUCAUGUUAAACCUAACAUGUCAUUCAUCAUGCUAGACCUAACGUAUCUUUCAUCAUGUAAAACCUAACAUGUCAUUCAUCAUGUUAAACCAAACAUAUCAUUCAUCAUUUUAAACUUAACAUGUCAUACCGUCUUUACUGCAGGGUUUAGGAAACAAAUUUGAAACUAUCUGCACGUCGAUGUAUUGUCUUGAUCCGAAGGAUAAAGACAUGUGCUACAAGGUCUUCGCAAUGGCGGGUACCACAUGUGGCAGUGGCAAGGUAAUGGCUACCACAAGCUGGUACAAAAUGUGGCAGUGGCAAGGUAAUAGCUACCACUAACUAGUACAAAAUGCGUUACGAAAUCUCAGCACUAGCUGGUACAACAUGUGGCAGUGGUAACGUAAUAGCUACCAUUAACUAGUACAACAUGAUUGACGAAAUCUCAGCAGUGGCUGGUACAACAUGCGGCAGAGGCAAGGUAAUAGCUGCCACUAACUAGUACAACAUGAUUUACGAAAUCUCAGCACUAGCUGGUACAACAUGCGGCAGAGGCAAGGUUAUAGCUGGCACUAACUAGUACAACAUGCUAUACGAAAUCUCAGCACUAGCUGGUACAACAUGUGGCAGUGGCAAGGUAAUAGCUGCCACUAACUAGUACAACAUGCUAUAAGAAAUCUCAGCAGUAACUGGUACAACAUGUGUUACGAAAUCUCACCACUAGCUGGUACAACAUGCGGCAGUGGCAAGGUAAAUGUUUUCACUAGAUCAAGAGUUGGCGCAGUUGUUGUUUGUUUGUUUUUUUGGCCAUCAUUCCAAAUAAUCUUUGUCUAUACUAGGAUGUUACCCUUCCCCAUUUUUUGACUUAAUUAACAAAAAACAACCACACAUACAAUGUAGCACAUGUUAUCGUAGCCGUAGUAAUAUCAACAGGUACAAAGUAAACUAAAAGUUAUUCUGUAGAGAGAAUGAAAGAAAAAAAAAAGUUCUAGAAGUUAGACGAUAAAUGAGUAGUUUCCAAAGUGAGGCUGUGACUGGCAUUGUGUUACCAGGCAAUGGUGUUCUUAGACAAGGGUGUUGUCGAUAGGCAAGGCUGUUGGUAGGCAAGGGUGCUUGUGGGUAAGGGUGUUGGUGGGAAAUUGUGUUGGCGGGUAAGGGUGUCGGUAGGCAGGGCUGUUUGAUAGGUUAGGCUGUUGGAUAGGCAAGGAUAUUGGUAGGAAAGGGUGUUGGUGCAUGGGAAAGGGCUAUUGGUAUAGAAAAAGGGGAUGUGGGUAGAGCUAUAUAAAUACUGAGCCAGUUAGAGGGGCUGUUCACACCACCAAUGACCAAGCGAGCACUCUCUCGCACAGCCCACGCACAGGAGCGUACUUCACAGACACACAAACAGUUAGCACACACAUGCACAAAGUCACGGAAGAAUGAAUCACGUGAUACUGAUACGAACUUUAAAAAAAAAAUAUUUUAAAGAGAAUGACAUAUUGUUCGUUAAAAAAUUAAUUUUUUAAAUUAAAUUCAUAGCUAACAUCCUCCCCGCCCACAGGUCUGCAGGUCUGGUCAUUGCGUCGUCGACCAAAGAGCUCCAGCUGUGGACGGUAAGUCAUUGGUUUAUUUCCUCAUUGUCUUUUCUCUAUAUUAACUAUAAGCUCCUCGCUACGACCAAUCGCAGUGGACUUACUUUUCUUUUCUCUUCCGUCCCAUUCUGCCUGUAUUUAAUCUCUCGCCUACUUAUGCCCUGUCACACUCCUCUGUUUACUUAUGCUCUGUCACAAUCCUCUUGCUUAUUUAUGUCCUGUCACACUCCUCUCGCCUACUUAUGCCCUGUCACACUCCUCUUGCCUACUUAUGCUCUGUCACACUCCUCUUGCCUACUUAUGCUCUGUCACACUCCUCUUGCCUACUUAUGCUCUGUCACACUCCUCUUGCCUACUUAUGCUCUGUCACACUCCUCUUGCCUACUUAUGCUCUGUCACACUCCUCUUGCCUACUUAUGCUCUGUCACACUCCUCUUGCCUACUUAUGCUCUGUCACACUCCUCUUGCCUACUUAUGCUCUGUCACACUCCUCUUGCCUACUUAUGCUCUGUCACACUCCUCUUGCCUACUUAUGCUCUGUCACACUCCUCUUGCCUACUUAUGCUCUGUCACACUCCUCUUGCCUACUUAUGCUCUGUCACACUCCUCUUGCCUACUUAUGCUCUGUCACACUCCUCUUGCCUACUUAUGCUCUGUCACACUCCUCUUGCCUACUUAUGCUCUGUCACACUCCUCUUGCCUACUUAUGCUCUGUCACACUCCUCUUGCCUACUUAUGCUCUGUCACACUCCUCUUGCCUACUUAUGCUCUGUCACACUCCUCUUGCCUACUUAUGCUCUGUCACACUCCUCUUGCCUACUUAUGCUCUGUCACACUCCUCUUGCCUACUUAUGCUCUGUCACACUCCUCUUGCCUACUUAUGCUCUGUCAUACUCCUCUUGCCUACUUAUGCUCUGUCACACUUCUCUUGCCUACUUAUUCCCUGUCACACUUAUCUUGCCUACUUAUUCCCUGUCACACUUCUCUUGCCUACUUAUUCCCUGUCACACUUCUCUUGCCUACUUAUUCCCUGUCACACUUCUCUUGCCGUCCUCUUGGAUACUAAUCAGCUUGCAGCUAUUUUAUUUUAUUUUUACUGUUGUUUGUUCGCCGAUGAAGGCUUCUUGCCGACACUUUUGGUGUUUUGUUGCGUCCUGUUUUUUUUCCUCUUCAGGUUUUCCCAUACUUUGUCCCUUUCAUUUCCUUUUUUUUUUUGCUAACUUCAUUGCAGUCUCCCCCCCCACCACCCCCUUUUUUUUUUACCAUAAUCUAUGUAACAACGUUGCAUUUUCAGAGUAAGCAAUUGCGUCCCCUUUCAAAGCCCUCUUGCGGAGCUAAAUACAUCAAAAGUUCCUGUUAGCAAGAAAGUCAACCUUUUGAACAGCUCGGAACUUUCAGACUCUGCAAUUAUCGCCCCUCCUCGAGCCAUUUAAGUUCCGUAACUUUUUGAACGCACUUUGCCAUAUGGCAAGACAAAAUAAUGCGUUCAAGAAGAAAUGUGACGCAAAUUUAAACGUGUGAACUGAAAAAAAAUAGUCGACAAAACUUCCAUUCAGUCAAAUUUCCGUCGAUCAAUUUUCCGUCGACGAAGUUUCUUUAAAUCGACGCCAUAUUUGCCCUGCUAUUCUUAGAAGGGGCUUUUUAAAAGCAACAAUUAUGAAAUAUUUCAUCUGUGAAAACAUCCUUCACAUUUAACGGGUGUCUCCAAGAGUUGCCUCUUCCUUUGUUGAACAUUUUGAAAAUUAGAUAUUAUUUCAUCUGAAAUCCAAACUAUUCAAAUUAUGAACGGACGGUCAAUUUUGACGGAUAAUAAUAUCAGUAUUUAAAUAAAUUACAGGCCUGUUUAAUGUAUUGUUGGCCAGCAGCCCACAAAAAAAGUGAGGCAGCUUGCAAUAAAAAACAAAACGCCCAUAAAUAAUUCAAAUUUGAAAGAAAUCAAACCGACCAGUUUUUCCUAUUCAAAGAAAGAGUUUUAAAUCAUUUCAUAUAUUCAGUCUCUAGAGCCCAUCUCAUGUCUGGCAGUUCUUUUCAUUAUUUAGAGUGUGUGACUUUGGUGGUGGGGGGGGGGGGGAUUAAGCAGCCUAGGGGGAAGGUUGUGUUUAAUACUGUUCCAAAUACCGCUGAAUCAAACGGACUGCUCUCUUGAAUUCAAGGUAUGUCAGACUGCCCCCCCCCCCCACACACACACACACACGCAGUUCAUAGAAAAUUUGGGACAACAUGAUUGCCUUGACAUCUAAUGACCGACCAGGUAUGAAACAUGACGGGCGUGUCUUUCUGCUUGGCAGUUAGCAUAUCUUAAGUGGAAGGGCGACCAGGAUCAGCGCACAAGAAAGCGCGACGCCGGACGGGAAGCCACUCGCGUGUGUUGGCCGUGGUCAUGAGACAGUACGUCUUUCAUGACACCACUUCUUUCAUGACACUACUUCUGUCAAGACAUUCAUUCUUUCAUGACACAACUAUUUUCAUGACACCACUUAUUUCAUGACACCACUUAUUUCAUGACAACAAUUUUUUAAUAACACCGAUGGGCUCAUGACACCCCUCUGUUAAUGCCCAGCAUGUUAUGUGACCCCAUUUUGUACAUUCUACUAUUCCACCUGUCAAAUGUCGACGUGAUCUAUCGAAAUGAAAACUUGAGAAUGUUGAGGGUUUUCCGGGUUUAAAUUUGUGCCGAACGCUAAUGGCCCCCCGCUUGACCUCCACAGAGAUCUGCAUUCACGGAGAACAGUCUGGGGUCAUCUACCAGAACAUGGCGUGUCCAGCGCUUAUCAGGAGCUCUCCU